This is a messenger RNA of Scleropages formosus (Asian bonytongue), 4629 nucleotides long. It is a transcript of the gene boc, whose product is annotated as BOC cell adhesion associated, oncogene regulated. Bases 518 to 3673 code for a protein of 1051 amino acids. Gene Ontology annotation, molecular function: protein binding. Gene Ontology annotation, biological process: nervous system development; axon guidance; cell-cell adhesion. Lineage: Eukaryota; Metazoa; Chordata; Actinopteri; Osteoglossiformes; Osteoglossidae. The transcript has 19 exons. Gene Ontology annotation, cellular component: axon. The record is from RefSeq and is a predicted model, not a curated record.
CCUCGCAUUCGGGUUUCCAGCGUGUUUUGGAGCGCCGACGGUCCUGCAGCGCUUCGCUCCGCACUCGGACCGUCAAAGUCCGCUCUAGUCUUUCCUGCGAGUUUGGGAAGCGAGCGGCGCUAUUGUUGCGCUCCGAUUCCCUCCUCCUUUCGGGGGAAGAAGUGGGAGGACCCGAAAAAAAGGAGUCGCGAAGGAAGGGGAAUUGUUUGGGAAACCACUCAUCCAAAAACGGCCUUUCAAUGCGGGAGCCCGAGAAAAUCAUGUCCGCAGCUUCGCACUAAAUCAGAGGCGCGGCGGAGUUUGUGGCCGAGACGAGAGGGAGCCGUUCGCUCGGAGUCGGAGCGGCCCGACGACGACGCCGGUCGUCACCGAGCGCCGAGGACCGAGCACCCGGCGGGCUAGCGCGAGCUGCGGCACACCGCCAGCCACUGACUGACUGACUGAGGAGCGCGGCGAGUCCCGUCUGUCUCGUGCUGCUCGCCGAGCGCUUUCACGUCCAAGUAGUGCGAUCUUGAAGAUGACCCGGAGAUUCACAGCAGCAGACUGGAUCUCCUGGAGGCACGAGCGAGAUGUGCGUGUGUUGCUGGGACUUGCCGGCCUGCUGCUGUGCUGCCUGAAGGGCGGCGCCACUACGGAUGGUGAGGUUCCGGUCUUCACAGAGGAGCCGCUCUCUGUGGUGCAGAAGCUCGGCGGAAGAGUCACCCUGCACUGUGGAGCCCGUCCAGCUGCUGCCAACGUUAGCUGGCGUUUGAACGGCCAGGAGUUGGCACUUGAGGACCUGGGAGAGCUCGGCAUACAGGUGCGACCUGGCCUGCUCGUCAUCUCUGCCCUCGCUAACCUCACCCUUGGACGCUACCAGUGUGUGGCCAGAACCGGCGUGGGGGCCGUGGCCAGCGUGCCUGCCAACGUCACCGCAGCCAAGCUGCGAGACUUCGAGCCUGACGAUCAACAGGAGAUCGAAGUGGACGAAGGGAACACAGCCGUCAUCGAAUGUCACCUCCCUGAGAGCCAGCCGAAGGCAGAGGUGCGCUACAGCGUCAAGCAGGAGUGGCUGGAGACAUCCAAAGGGAACUACCUGAUCAUGCCAUCAGGGAACCUGCAGAUUGUCAAUGCCACCCAGGAGGAUGAAGGCACCUACAAGUGCGCUGCAUAUAACCCUGUCACCCAGGAGGUCAAGACUUCCUCGUCCACUGACCGGCUCCGCAUUCGACGCUCUCCCUCGGAAGGUGCUCGUAUCAUCUAUCCCCCUGCUUCACGCUCCAUCAUGGUGACCAAGGGCCAGAGGCUGGUGUUGGAGUGUGUGGCCAGCGGCACUCCGCCACCCCAAGUCACGUGGGCCAAGGACGGCCUGGACCUGAGGAACCACAAUAACACGCGUUUCUUGCUGAGCAACUUGCUGAUCGACGCGGCGAGCGAGGCGGACUCGGGCACGUACUCCUGCCGCGCCGACAAUGGCGUCGGUGAACCGGGCUCAGCCUCCAUCCUUUAUGACGUCCAGGUGUUCGAACCACCCCAGGUGCGCGUGGAGCUGCAGCAGCAGGCCGUCUCCUGGGGCAGCAGCGUUCGCUUCGGUUGCCUCGCGCGGGGGAAGCCCACCCCCUCGGUCGUGUGGCUGCACAACGCUCGACCCCUGAGCCCAUCCCCGCGGCACCGGCUCUCCGCUCGAGUGCUGAGGGUGCUGCAGGUUGGGCCGCAGGACGAUGGGGUCUACCAGUGUCUGGCGGAGAACGAUGUGGGGAGCGCGCAAGCGGCAACUCGUCUGCUCACCGUCCCCACGGGAAGUGCUUCCCGGGCAGUCAAGCUUCCCUCUCCAGAUAUUCUGCGACCUACCGGUCCCGAGAAGGUGCUACGUGACCGGACAUCGCAGAAGCCGGGGAUUAUGGGUAGCACAGUGGCUGUGGAUUGCGCAGAGUUCCGCGGGCCUGUGAGCCCAGCGGAAGCGCCUGUCAUACUGAGCCAGCCGCGUACUGGGAAAGCCGACCUGUAUGAGCUCACCUGGAAGCCCCGGCAUGAUGGAGGGGCGCCUGUGCUGGAGUACGUCGUCAAAUACAGGAAGGCUGGAGACCCCUCAGAAGGUUGGACCACCAGCCACAUCUCUGGUUUGCUCCACAAGCUGACGCUGGUCAAGUUGGACCCGGCCAGUCUGUAUGAGGUGGAAAUGGCUGCCAGGAAUUGCGCUGGUCUGGGCCAGCCAGCCAUGAUGACCUUCCGAACAGGCAAAGGCCGUAAGGUUGGCGGACAGAAUGACCCCCCGAAAGCUGUUCCUGCGGAGCCCCCGCGUCUCUCCCCCCCAGAAGCCCCUGACCGACCCACCGUUUCCACGGCAUCGGAGACAUCUGCGUACGUGACGUGGAUCCCGCGCGGCAACAGAGGCUUCCCGAUCCAGUCCUUCCGGGUGGAGUUCAAGAAGCUGAAGAAAGGAGAGGACUGGGCUCUGGCUGUGUCCAACAUCCCACCGUCCCGCCUUUCCGUGGAGAUCGCUGGCCUGGCGAAGGGGACGUCCUACAAGUUCCGAGUGCGAGCGGUCAAUGUCCUCGGGGAGAGUACACCUAGUGCCCCCUCCAAGGCCUAUGCAGUGGUGGGAAGUGGUCAUGGCAACACCAAGCGUCCUGUCAAUGGGCCCUACAUUACAUACAACGAGGCCAUCAAUGAGACCACCAUUAUUUUGAAGUGGACGUACACGCCUCAGAACAACACGCCCAUCUAUGGUUUCUACAUCUUCUAUCGGCCCACGGACAGCGACAACGACAGCGACUACAAAAAGGAUGUUGUUGAAGGUGACCGCUACUGGCACUCCAUCACGGACCUGCAGCCGGAAACAGCCUACGACAUCAAGAUGCAGUGUUUCAAUGAGGGCGGGGAGAGUGAGUUUGGGAACGUGGUCAUUCUUGAGACCAAAGCGCGCAAGCAGCCCCGUCCGCUGACCACAGAGGCGCCCGUGCAGCGAACCGAGCACUCGGGAGGACCGAUUCCCCGACCCAGCGAUCUGCCGUACUUGAUCGUAGGCGUGGUGCUGGGCACGGUGGUCUUCCUCAUCGUCGCCUCCAUUCCCUUCUGCCUGUGGAGGUCCUGGGCCAAGCAGAAGCAAACGUCAGACCUGUGUUUCCAGACCACGCCGAUCUCUUCCUGCCAGUACACCAUGGUACCGCUGCAGGGUUUGGCACUCAUUGGACACUGUCCAAUGGACCCGCACCCAAGCCAGCCCCAAGCAGACCACCCCCCUAAUGGCAAACACUCUGCGUACUGCUUGCCUGGCUUGCAUCAGGAUGGGGAACAUGAGAUGGAAUGUGACACGUUGCUGCCUCAGACGAUCUUGGCGAACGGCUGCCCGACGCUGUUCCGCCUGUCGGACAGGUCUUUUGAGGAGCACGACGAGGACGCACGCCAUCUGCCAGACAACUCUACCCAGCAGCUCUUCAGCAUCUCGCAUCAGCCAGCAGUGUGCAACGGACCGGAGAGCAAAGUUCGGCGGGUUGGAGAGAGUGUGGCCGAGGAAGGUCGCGUGACCACAGGUUUGCCAUGCUGCUCCCUGCUAACACCUGUGGAGGAAACUGACAGUGAGUGCGGUGUACCAGCUCUGUCCCACAAUGCACUGCAACAGGGGACUACGAGUCGCCACAGUGGAACAGAUGUAGAGGAGAAAGAAACAGAGCGUGUCGCAGCAGAUGGAUAGACAGACUAUGAAAGAAAAUAAAGUAUUUAUUUUUUUAUAAGAUAUAUUUAUAUAUUUAUACUUUUGUAAAUAAUUCUGUAUGUUUUCUUAUACUUUAUAGUAUAAAGGAAUGUUUUUUUAAUUUUUAUUUUUAAAUACUGAAUUGGAAGAAAAACGUGUGUCUGACCAGCCAUUUAUGGAUGUUAAUAUUCAUGGGUGACAGUUAUUUCCUUGACUUUGUAAGGUGACUGAGAGGACUGAGCACACCUUGCGUGGCACAGUAUGUGCGGCUACUUGGUUUAAGGGAACCCAGAGCUGGGUUUCGGUGCUCUUUCCCGCAGUUUGGCUGUGGUUUGUUCCAGCCCCGUCCGCGUUAUGAAGGGAGUUAAGUGCGAUGUGGGUUCCCAGACCACCGUUUUUUCUUUUUUGCAUUCAAGUAGAAAGUAGGUCAAUGUAUUUUGCUCUCAUUAACACAGUAGUAAUAGGGAAAACAUGUAUGCGACUUACGCUGCCUGCAGUAGUGUAGAGAAGACAGCAUAUUAUUUAUUAAUAUAAGCCCUUUUCAGUUCACUGGAGUACCAGAGACCCAUCUGUGGGAUGCAUAGCCCUUGUCACGUGGUUUUACCCUAAAGUGUUGUGUUGGUCAGCACCGGUCAUGGACAGCGAUGCUCUGCGGAUGCUGACCACUCCUAUUUUUAUUGCUGUACGCAGCAGUAUGAACUGACUGGUACCUCUGUGCAUUGCCUCUCCCAGCCACUUACCGUGGUACCUGUGCUACCAUUCCCAGUUACCCAGUGUUUCAGUAUUAAUGUUCCUCCACUGAUUUGUGCAUCAGUAUUAUUCCCUCCCCCCCAGUACGAGUGAAAAUGAAGGAGAAAUGGUCUGUGACUCAUGGACGAGCAAAGGGUACCAUGUUUACAUGGUUUUUGCACUUAAAAAAUACUUCCAAUGUAAACUGCAUGUAAAUAAAGCUCAUA